CAUUAAUUUUGGCCCAAAAAGAGCUUUGUUCUGGACCUAGCGAAAUUACCAAAACCUGGUUCAACCGGUCGAACCAAAUCAGCCCACAAAAUCACGAACCGAUAGGUUUUUUUUAGUAAAACAAAUGCAAACGAAGUGACGAGUCAUUUCCAGAUAGUUGACUUUCUCAUAGAUCUUCCAGCAGACGAGGUGUUCGACGAAAUUCCUCUGAGAGCUCCCUAGAACUUGCUGAUAAUUCCUACCAUGAAACUUAGGCGAAUCCUCGGUUCUGUUUCUAGACUCGCUACAGAAAAGCUCUCUUCCUCUUCCCGUUGCCCAUCUAGACAGAUUUUCACCGCUUCGCAACGAAAUGCCGGAGGCGACCACUCAGAAGCUUUACCUGGGAAGCACAUCGAAUGGGCUUCGCUUGGUUCAGUCAGAAACUCGAGGUUCGCUUCUGGGUUCUCACCGUUGAAGCCGAAACCGUUGGAUUCGAUCAUGGAUUUGGAUAGAGCCAAGACUAAAUCUCCGGAGGAGCUCACUUCGAUCUGGGACGAUUAUCACUUGGGACGAGGGCAUAUUGGGAUUACUAUGAAAGCCCAGCUUUAUCGUUUGUUGGAGCAACGAGCAGCUGAGUGCCGAUACUUUGUGAUUCCGUUGUGGAGAGGAAAUGGUUAUAUUACAAUGUUUGCUCAAGUUGAAGCUCCUCACAUGAUUUUCACUGGUCUCGAAGACUACAAAGCGAGAGGAACUGAAGCUGCUCCUUACUUGACAAGCACCUUCUACACUGAGCUUUCAGAGACGAAAGACUUGGUGUUCAUCCGUGGUGAUGUUGUGUUCACAAGCAAACUCACAGACGAGGAGGCGAAAUGGCUCAUGGAGACAGCUCAGUCGUUUUACUUGAACGACACUCGGUACAAGUUGCUCGAGCGGUUCAAUAAACAUACUCAUGACUUUGAGUUCAAGGAUGUGUUGCAAGCUCUGGAUAUGCCUGUUCUGUGAUUUGAUUAAUCAGGACUAAAACUUCUCUGAGUUUUUGAGUUCUUGAGGUACAUUUGGUAUGAGAAUUGUUUUGGGAAUAUCGGAUUCGAGAGACUUUGCUCCUAAAUAAACGAUUUUUGAAGUGAACAAUACGGAAAUGUGAUGCUUCUUGUGUGGUGUAUUGUUCAGUUCAGUGUUAUUCGAUAUAUAAUUUAAAAAAAAAAUAUUUUAAAUUCCACUAGUUUAUGGAUUCUAGGAGAUUUGCAGUAAUUUUGAAGUGUUUUUAACUUACCGAGUUUUUAGUCAAAAGUACAAAAAGUCCAAAUAACAUAAUGUCGAUGAGAUCCUAAAAUGUUUUAAUUAAAAUUAUAAUUUCCCUCAUCUUUAAAAUGGAUACCUUCAAAUACUAUACUACUGAAUAGUGCAGGGAUAAAUUGGUUUUUGUUUUCCAAAUAGGUGGCGGUUCUUAAGUUUCACAUAAACUAAAACGACAUCGUUUUAUAGGAAUGUUCCAACAUAACCUAAGCUCUUCUUCUGCGCGGCUCUUCAUCUUCAAGCUUAACGAUUAACUCAGAGAAACUCUCAUCUCUCUACACUCUUCCAAAAACACAACCAUGUACGUUCUUCUCUUCUUCAUAGCUUUCCCGCCUCCUAGUUCCUUUUACAUCUACUACAGAGACGAGAUCUCAUGCUUAUAUCUUCUAUUCUCCUCGUAUCAAACUAAGUGUAUGUAUAUACUCAUCUCCUUCACUUUUCUCCCUCUCAGCUCUCUCCUCAACCACUCGCAAUGUCAGAGCACCAGUCCGAACAAUUCCAGCAAAUCGAGAAGCUCUACGAGUUCAGCGAGCGCCUCAAUGCCUCCAAGGACAAGUCUCAGGUUCCCCAUCCCUCAAUUUUCCUAUCUAGCGCCUCAAUACAUGCCUGCUAAGAAGACUGCAGAGGAAAUGAACUUCACAUACGUGGAGUGUUUGUUGUACGCGUUCCAUCACCUUGCCCGCAAGGUUCCAAAUGCAACAAACAGCUUGUGUGGGUAUAAGAUUGUGACCGGCCAGCCAUCAGACAGACUGGGAGAAGACUUCUCGGAGUUGAACAAGGACUUCACUGAAAGAUUGACCACCGUUGAGAUCUAACCAAGACAACAGUGAAGAAACUUACUCAGGGAAUGUCUGAGCACAACAAAGCCAUGUCGGCUGCUAAGACAGAUGAAGAGAAGGCAAACGUUAAAACAAAGAAGCAGAAUACUACAACUGGACUUAGGACAUGUAAUAACAUAUUGGCAAUGACAAAGCCAUUGCAUGCAAAAGUGCCUUCAUUUAUCGGAGAUACUAAUAUGAACCUUUCUUGGAAAGAAGCCACAAAGCCGUUAGCCUCAGCAGCAACAACAACAACAAUCGGAGGAAAACGGCCUGCUAAUAGCAACAAUGGAAGUGAUAACAGUGGCGCAGCAAAGAAGAGACGUGGUUCUAAUGGUAUGCCAAACCAACUUGUGAACAAGGCUUUUGAGGGAAUAUCAUCAUACGGUGGUGGUAGAGGUGGAAACCCAAGUCAGGGAAGACGCGGAGGUGGUGGUCGAAGAGGACGAGGUAGAGGAAGAGGUCACUGGUGAUUAGUAAGCUCCCAUGAGAUGAUUCCAUGACUAUGUUUCUCUUUUUUUUUGUAUUUUCUGUGUCAGUAGGAGUGUUUUGGUUUAGGGAGAAAGUCUAUGUGUCUUUCUUUAUUCGCGAUGGAGAAUACAGAAUUAGAAUUUCUUUUAUUUUUCUCAUCAAAUCAAAACAAAAGUUCAAGCGUUAA
Messenger RNA from Brassica rapa (field mustard), 2751 nucleotides. Its product is annotated as ATP synthase mitochondrial F1 complex assembly factor 1. Gene Ontology annotation, biological process: mitochondrial proton-transporting ATP synthase complex assembly. The record is from RefSeq and is a predicted model, not a curated record. Gene Ontology annotation, cellular component: mitochondrion. NCBI's taxonomy places the organism in Eukaryota, Viridiplantae, Streptophyta, Magnoliopsida, Brassicales, Brassicaceae.